Molecule: messenger RNA, 5337 nt
Organism: Spea bombifrons (plains spadefoot toad)
Lineage: Eukaryota; Metazoa; Chordata; Amphibia; Anura; Pelobatidae
Gene: CARMIL1
Product: capping protein regulator and myosin 1 linker 1
Exons: 37
Coding region: 391-4545 (1384 amino acids)
Biological process (GO): cell migration; regulation of Arp2/3 complex-mediated actin nucleation
Cellular component (GO): lamellipodium; plasma membrane
Molecular function (GO): protein binding
Source: RefSeq, a predicted model, not a curated record
CAUUCAUCCCUGGGAGGGAAAGGAAAAAGGAGAAGGGGAACGAAGCUUUAGGGAAAGGAGACAGAGAGCUGCUCUUAUCAAGCUCCCCUCCUCCUAUCUCUCAUUCACACCCCACCCCCUCUCCCUCUCUCUCCCUGUCUCUCUCUCUAAGCCUCUCCCCCUGGUAGUCAGUGCGAGGGAUUUCUCUACCGGGACACAUUUAUUUCCUGUUUUAAAGGAGCGUAGAAGGCACCGGUUGGGGUUAUGGAGGGGAUCCGGAGUGGGCAUGUACAGUAGGAGGGCUCCGGGCUGCUGUUCUGCAUCGCCGCUCUUGUAAGGUGCUGCGGCGGGGAUUGAGUGGAGCUGCCGCUGCCUGGUACCGCUGAGCCAUCAAAGACAAGAGGGCUCAAAAUGACAGAAGAGGGCUCAGAGGUUCCCAGGGAAUUGCUAGAAAGCAUCAGGGAUGUUAUUGGGAGGAAAAUUAAGAUUGCUGUGCGGAAGAAGGUCAAACUCGAGGUCAAAGGAGAUAAAGUUGAAAACAAAGUUCUGGUCCUUGCAUCAUGCCGAGCCUUCAUCUUGACAGCACGAUUACCAACCAAGCUCGAACUAACAUUCAGUUAUUUGGAAAUCCAAGGGAUGAACUGCAGUAAACCAGGCCAUAUGGUCGUUGAAACUGAAAAAUGCAACUUAUCAAUGAAGAUGGGGUCUUCUGAAGAUGUGAAUGAAGUGGUGGCGCACAUAGGAACCUGUCUGCGAAAGAUAUUCCCUGGGCUGUCACCUGUGAGAAUUAUGAAGAAGGUAACCAUGGAGCCAUCAGACAGGCUGACAAAUCUGCAAGCGAUGUGGGAUAGCCAGACUGUAACAGAAGUAGGCCCAUGUGGGGGCUUUUCUCAGAUGUAUGCCUGUGUCUGUGACUGGCUUGGAUUACCAUAUAGAGAGGAAGUACAGUGGGAUGUGGACACUAUAUAUUUAACUCAAGACACACGGGAGCUAAACUUGCAAGACUUCAGUCACCUUGAGCACAGAGAUUUGAUACCGAUUGUUGCUGCUCUGGAAUAUAAUCAAUGGUUUACAAAGCUAACCUCUAAGGACUUAAAACUGUCUGCUGAUGUCUGCGAUCAGAUCUUACGCGUUGUUAGCAGAUCCAGUCGAUUGGAAGAAUUGGUUCUAGAAAACGCCGGCCUCAGAAUAGAUUUUGCACAGAAAUUAUCCAGUGCCCUUGCACAUAAUCCAAACUCAGGACUUCAUACUAUUAACCUUGCAAACAACCCACUCGAGGAUAGAGGUGUCGCUUUCUUAAGUAUCCAUUUUGCCAAACUUCCAAAAGGACUAAAGUAUUUAAAUUUAUCAAAAACCUCAAUAUCUCCCAAAGGAGUGAAUAGCCUUUCCCAGUCACUAAGUGCUAACCAGCAGAUUGCGACAACCCUUACCCACCUUGACCUCUCCGGCAAUGCUCUCCGUGGCGAUGACCUUUCAUACUUGUAUACGUUUUUGGCCCAGCCAAAUGCUAUUAAAUGUCUGGAUUUAUCUAACACAGAGUGUGCCGUUGACAUGGUAUGUGGAGCACUUCUGCGUGGUGGCCUCCAACAUCUUGCUGUGCUGAACCUCUCCAGAACAUUUUUCUCUCACAGGAAGGGGAAAGAAGUACCGCCAUCAUUUAAACAGUUCUUCAGCAGCUCGCUUGCCCUGACACAUAUCAACCUUUCUGGCACUAAACUUCCUCCUGAGCCUCUUAAAGCACUGCUUCUUGGUUUGGCUUGUAACCCUAACCUGAAAGAGGUAUCGCUAGAUCUGAGUAGCUGUGAGUUGAGAUCCGGUGGAGCCCAAGUUUUAGAAGGCUGCAUAGCAGAAAUCCAUAACAUCACAAGCCUGGAUAUUUCUGACAAUGGUCUGGAGUCCGAUCUCUCUACCCUUGUUGUCUGGCUAAGUAAAAAUCGAUCAAUACGACACCUGGCUUUGGGGAAGAAUUUUAACAACAUGAAAUCCAAAAUUCUGACCCCAGUCCUGGAUAACUUGGUACACAUGAUACAAGAUGAAGAAUCGCCUUUGCAGUCACUGUCUCUGGCAGACUCCAAGCUGAAGACCGAUGUCACAAUCAUCAUAAAUGCCCUUGGCAGCAAUACAUCUUUAACCAAAGUAGAUAUCAGUGGGAACGGUAUGGGGGACAUGGGAGCCAAGAUGUUGGCCAAAGCCCUGCAAAUAAAUACUAAGCUAAGAACAGUGAUUUGGGAUAAGAACAAUAUCACAGCUCAGGGAUUCCAGGAUAUAUCAGUUGCUCUAGAGAAGAACUAUACCCUACGAUUUAUGCCUAUACCUAUAAAUGAUGCUUCCCAAGCAUUGAAAACAAACCCAGAAAAAACUGAGGAAGCCCUCCAAAAGAUAGAAAACUAUUUACUGCGGAAUCACGAGACGAGAAAGUACCUUCAAGAACAGGCUUAUCGGUUACAGCAAAGCAUUGUAACUGGCACUACUCAGCAGAUGAUUGACAGAAUGUGUGUCAAAGUUCAAGACCACCUAAACUCUUUGAGAAACUGUGGCAUAGAUUUUGUUAUGGAAGAUGUGAAAUCCGCUGAGAGGCUCAUGCGAGAUGCCAAGAAUUCAAAAACGCUUUUGCCUAAUUUGUAUCACCUUGGUGGUGCUGCAUGGGCUGGAGCCAAUAAUUUGCCUAGUCCCAUUCAAGAAACCUUGGAGUCCAUGGCAGGAGAAGUCACCAGAGUUGUGGAUGAACAAUUAAAGCAAAUGCUCGAGUCCAUGGUGGAUGCUGCAGAGGCUCUCUGUCCCAACGUUACGAAGAAAGCCCACAUUCGUCAGGAUCUGAUCCAGGCCAGCACAGAGAAAAUCUCCAUUCCUCGCAAUUUUGUAAAAAAUGUACUGCUUGAGCAGUCAGGAAUAGAUAUUCUUAAUAAAAUAAGUGAAGUCAAACUGACUGUAGCCUCUUUCCUUUCUGACCGCAUUGUCGAUGAAAUCUUAGAUGCUCUUUCCACCAGCCAUCAUAAACUGGCUGACCAUUUGACUAAGCGUGGAAAGCCACUACCACAUCAAGAUUCUCUGGAGAUAGAAACCAUUGAGGAGAAGCCUGCCAAGAGAACAACUAUUACCAUCGAAGACCUGACAGAGAUGGAGCGUUUGGAGGACUUGGACACCUGCAUGAUGACUCCCAAGUCCAAGAGAAAGAGUAUUCACAGUAGAAUGCUGCGCCCGGUGUCCAGAGCAUUUGAAAUGGAAUUUGAUUUGGACAAAGCACUUGAGGAUGUUCCGAUACACAUCGAGGACCCCCCAUAUCCCUCUGUCAAGCAGGAGAAGAGGACAUCUGGUGUCAUUGCAGAGCUACCCUCAGAAGAAGCGAAGAAGCUGGAACAUUUUACCAAACUGCGACCUAAGAGAAUGAAAAAACAGCAGCCCAGCAAAGCGGGUCAACUUGGAGCUGAAGCACCUUUGGAUGGAGAUCAGAAUGGACUCAUUUCUCGAGUAGACGAAGGUGUAGAGGAGUUCUUUAGCAAGAAAGUGACGAGGAUGGAAGGAAAGAAACAUUCAUUCAGAAGUGGAGAUUCUCAGGAUGUUGGCGAGGGAGAUGAGAAGAAGAGGAGGGACUCUAAGAAGAGCGGCUUUCUUAACUUAAUAAAAUCCAGAAGCAAAUCCGAUCGUCCUCAGGCUGUUCUCGUGACUGAAGAGCCCUCUUCACCUAAAGUCUCUGUUAAAGCAGCUGUGCCAGAGGCUUCAAAGAAAGAGAGGGUCUCUGAGAACAAUGGAACUGUAAGUACCAGCACAAGUGCCGGCAGCAGCACGGAGCGACUAGAGGAGGUAAAAACACCGGACUCUAUAGAGGAGAACUUACAGCCUGAAGAUUCUACAAAGCCUGAGAGCAAAAGCAGCCCCCAGUCAGGAAGGAGGCUUGGUGUCCAGGUGAUGGGAAGCGGAUUGCUGGCUGAGAUGAGAGCCAAGCAGGAAAAAAGAGCAGCUAAUAAAAAAUUUGGAAAUGAUGUUAGUAGCAAAGACACAUCCGAUAGCUUGGUCACGACAGAUAAAGUGGAUGGAAGUGGACCAGUUUCAAAAGAAAGCCGUUUCCCUCUGACUAAAGGAGAAUCCACCAACUCUUCCCCGGAAAAAAAUCUUAAAAAUGAAUUAAAAGCAGAUGCCAGUGUACGAUCCAAGAGUACUUCCAGCACCCCUACUAGUCCAAAACAACCGCUUCAGUCUUCAAAACCGUCCUUCUCAGUGCGACCUAUGGUGCCUCAGAAACCCAGAAGCAGUUCGCGUACCGAAGAUAUGCCGGAAUCACCAGCUGGGCCUUGUUCCCCUAAAUCCGCGCUUACGCCUUCUGUGCUGAAAAGGGCUCCAUCGGACAAGGAAAGGGACGGGCAGAGCAGUCCUCAACCAACAGCCAAGCCAGUCUUAGAUGAAGUUCGCCCGCCUUCUGUGUCUGACGUUUCACCAAAAAAGUACAGCCGGCAAACUUCAUCAGAAGCACCAGACUUGAAAUCACGCUCUUCAAAUAAAGACGGUCAUCAGAGAAGUAAAUCAAGUGACUCUGGAGAGGAAGUGGACAAAGAGUUUGUUUUCAUUUAGGAUGUCCACCAGCAUGGGUAUUUCUGCUUUGUAACUCAAUUUGGGGAUUUUUAUCAUUCAAAUGUUUAAAAAAAAAAAAAUUGAUUUAUUUUAGGAGUAAUCCCACAAUGACAUUUUGCCAUCAUUGUUAAAACCAGCAUUUUUGUAGGUUACGGUACUUGAAAAAUGAAAUCAGAAACUGCUACAGCAAAUGCCAUAGCUACUUAGCAAAGCAAUGACUCGCUUGACCUUAACUUAGCUCUGUCUUGGAACUAAUAAGCUUCACGUGUUGAAAAGAAUAUAAUAUGUGAGUCAAAUUCUUCACGUGACCACUAUACCAUGCUCUUCGUGUAUGUAAUUGCACAUUGUAAUUUUAACAGAGCACACAUAAUGACAAAUGAUUUGUAUAAAUGGUAAAUAUAUAUAUAUACACAAACAUAUAUAUUAGUUUCACAUCCUCCGGUAGGAACUUUUCUCUUCCUUCCCUUCUUGUAAAUAAGUUCUCCUGCACUUAUCAAUAAGCACAAAUGAUAAUAGCAUCUUUUAAGAUACAGAAUAAAUAGAGCUUCUUUGGGGUUUUUUUUGUGUAAUAAGUGGUAAAUAAUUUGCAGAUCAUAUGAUGCCGUCCUAAGCUUUCUUAUUUUAAUUUCACUUUUAUGAUAUUGUUUUGAACGAUGAAAUAAGUAACUUUGUAAAUAAAGGGAAAAAAAAGAUUUUUUGGAAAAUAUAAUAACAUAGAUAUUCACUUAUAUUGCAGUUAAAGGGGUUUUAUUCAUAUGUAUAUUUGUAUCAAUAAAACAAUUUUACAUCUUU